AUGCGUAUCUUUUUAAUCGCGACAAUCUGCGUCGCGGCUGUCUUCGCCGUUGACGAAGAGGUGCUUCCACCCUUAGAGGGGAUGCAAAGCCUCUCUGUUUACUAUAACACACCGGAGCAAUUUAUACUGUUGAAAAAUUUUUUGGACGUUCCCGGUUUCGAUUUUCUGCAAACAACCGAAAGUUUCGCGAAUGUCUUGGUGACGGCGGACAAAGUAGAAAGCUUUAAGAAUCUCCUGAUGGAAAAUGGCAUGAAUUAUACGGUCAUGAUCGAAAACGUUCAAGAAGCAGUCACGGAAGAAUACGUCACGCAACAAGUUGAGCGUGGAUUGCAGUCACUGUUUCAAGAUUAUGACGCGUCUGGAAAAUUGUCCUUCACUUAUUACCCUAAUAACGACGAAGUGAAUCAAUACCUCGAUUAUGUGGUGAGAAGUAACGGUAACAUUGCCUCGUUAAUUAACAUAGGAGCGUCCUAUGAAAAACGACAAAUGAGAGUUCUAAAACUGUCAACCGGUGGUAAUAAUAAGCCUGCAAUUUUCAUCGAUGCUGGAAUUCAUGCUAGGGAAUGGAUUGCUCCUAUUACGUCACUCUACAUAGUAGAUCAGUUAGUGGCAAGUCAGAAUAGAAAUCUCUUGGAAAAUAUCGACUGGUACAUCCUUCCAGUUCUGAACCCCGAUGGCUAUCAGUUCACGCAUACAAAAUCAUCGAAUCGUCUCUGGAGAAAGACAAGGUCUGUAAACAGUGGUUCGUUGUGUCGUGGUGUCGAUGGGAACAGGAAUUACGAUAUGGAAUGGAUGACGACUGGUGCUUCUUCCAAUCCAUGCAGCGAUACUUACGCCGGACCGAAGCCAUUUUCCGAACUGGAAAUGCAACACAUGAGAGACUUCAUCGUGGCGCGUAAACAGAAUAUUAAAGCGUACAUCACGUUCCACUCAUACGGCCAGUACAUUCUCUAUCCAUGGGGUUUCACGUCUAAAGUGCCCUCUAACGAACCAGAGUUGAGAAAUCUUGCCAGCCGUUGUGCACAGGCAAUUGCCACCUUCCGCAAGACCAAGUACACAUACGGUACAUCCGCUAACCACCUUUAUCCUGCUGCCGGAGGUGGCGACGACUGGGCUUUGGGUAAAGCCGGUAUCAGUUUGUCGUACACCUAUGAACUACCCGGAGGAACUUCCGGUUUCCUGUUACCUCCUUCUGAGAUCAAAGCCGUCGGAGCUGAGACAUUUGAGGCUAUGAAAGUGAUUCACCAAUAUGUCUCUUCGAAAUAAGCUUCGAUCCAUUAAUCACGUAAUCCUCGCGAUUCGAUGCACAAUUCUACUGUAUUGUAUAUCAAUAAAAUUUUAAAAUUGAUU
Messenger RNA from Dufourea novaeangliae, 1350 nucleotides. RefSeq names its product carboxypeptidase B-like. Gene Ontology annotation, molecular function: zinc ion binding; metallocarboxypeptidase activity. Gene Ontology annotation, biological process: proteolysis. The coding region runs from base 1 to 1266 and encodes 421 amino acids. The record is from RefSeq and is a predicted model, not a curated record. The transcript is spliced from 8 exons. NCBI's taxonomy places the organism in Eukaryota, Metazoa, Arthropoda, Insecta, Hymenoptera, Halictidae.